Messenger RNA from Vanderwaltozyma polyspora DSM 70294, 456 nucleotides. RefSeq lists its product as uncharacterized. NCBI's taxonomy places the organism in Eukaryota, Fungi, Ascomycota, Saccharomycetes, Saccharomycetales, Saccharomycetaceae. The record is from RefSeq and is a predicted model, not a curated record. The transcript has a single exon. Bases 1 to 456 code for a protein of 151 amino acids.
AUGAGUUGUUUGGAGUCUGUUGGUAGAGAGGUGGAAUUGAGUGUUGGCAAAUUGUGGAAAUUUCAAACAGCCAAACUAUUUAAUGUUCUACCACCAGAUUUAGUAACAGGUUCUAACAAGGAUCAUUCCGAAGAGAGAUGUCUGUUGUUCCAAGGAAUGGUAAUGAUUCAGGAGUAUUUGGAGCACGAUAAUCAAAUGGCAAUUUCUCGAUAUCAAAUUAUUUUCAAUUGGAAUGAUGUAACUUCUUUUUGUAAGACUGAUCUAAUUGAUGGGUUUGAGAAAUUAAAUGAUAUUGUCACUAAGGGACAUCGUUAUAUGCAUAUAAAGGUGACAAGUUGUAAUUUAAAAGUUCUUUUGGAGCUGAGGUUUCAAAAUAGAGAUCAAGAAAGAGGCUUUAAUGAUACUUUAUUUCGAAUUCAAGAGGAAUAUGAAAUAAUGGAUGAAAUUCCAUGGUGA